Messenger RNA from Ooceraea biroi (clonal raider ant), 1359 nucleotides. It is a transcript of the gene Brms1, whose product is annotated as breast cancer metastasis-suppressor 1-like protein. Lineage: Eukaryota; Metazoa; Arthropoda; Insecta; Hymenoptera; Formicidae. The record is from RefSeq and is a predicted model, not a curated record.
CUUCAGAGAAAUUUCACGAGGGCCACAAAAUCACGCGCCCUACCGGCGACGAUGCCGCGAGGUUAAGGGCCUUUGUCUUACGAUGUAUACGUGGAUUUCGGAGACUUCGCGCGGUGCAGCCAGAUUCCGUGUGACCUCUCGUUCGAUCGUUUACGUGCAGUCUUCCCGUGCGUAACUAGACGUACGAAGCGUUAUUUCUCGUUUACGAGUCGCGUCUCGCGUCGAUUGUUUUGCGCCUCGUAGGUUAUGUUUUGGUCUCGGAGCCCAAGCUGGACCUAUUCAAGUGGGAUCGCUUUAUGAUCCUUCUUAGCAACGAACUGUUUGCAGUAUAAAUGCCAAGCGUCAAGGAUGAGUCGGAGGGGGAAGGAGAGGAGAUGUCGCACGACAGCAAUGACAGUAACCAGAGCUCCGCGUCCUGCGACAGCAGUCCGGAGCACACUGACAGCGAUGACUCUUCGGAGAUGGACGAGGACGAGUGCGAACGAAGGCGUAACGAGUGCAUGGACAACUUGGUGGACCUGGAAAGGCAGUUUACUCUUCUCAAAGAGCAGUUGUAUCGAGAAAGGAUCACGCAGGUGGACAGCAAACUCGGGGAGGUGCGCGUCGGGAAGUCCGAGGAGUACCUGAUACCGCUGGAACGAUUGAAAGAGAACAUGAAGACGAAGACGGAGGUGGCGGGGAUACUGAAGCAGUACAGGCUGCAGAACAUCCAGAACAAGUUCAUGGCUGAGGAGCAGGCCGCCCUGCAGAACUUCGAGAGCGAGAAGGGACUGGUCUGGGACUGCAUACACAACGAUCUGCAGGAUAAGAUACGCCGGUUGGAGGAGGACAGGAACAACGUCGACAUACACGCGGAUCUGUGGCUCAACACGACCGGCAGGAGGCGCAGAAAUCACACGGAGAGGAGGCGGGCGGUCUCCGUGGCAGGUCCGUACAUCGUUUACAUGCUCAAUGAUGCGGACAUACUGGAGGACUGGGCGCUGAUAAAGAAGAGCUUGAGUAGCCGGAAACGGAAAUAAUGUGAACUCGAGAUGCGUUAUCGAGCCGCUGAGAAAUUGCUUCUCGUGUAAGCUCAGCGUUACGCUGCGGUUCAAGUGACCCAAAAUGAGAUAGCACGUUUUCAACCGUGGCAUUCAGCGCACGCUUUGUACAGAGUGCCUUGCAAAGAGAGAGACGUCGAGACAUAGUUUUUAUGUCUUUGUGAUCAGUAGUGCGCGACAAUUAUGUUGGUAAGUUACACGCGACAUGUAUUAUACAUCUAAUUCUAAUUAAUAAGGACGAAAAUAUUAACAAAAACGACAAUAGUCAUGUACAUCCAUUUUGUCAAAGGGGCUGAUUGAUAAAAUUUUACGCCUGCGA